AUCACUUGAUGGAAGACGCCGGCAUGAGAAACCACUCCCUCUUCCCGCUGGAAACCUGCCCCCACGUCCCCGACGAGGCGUUCCGGCAAUUCCACACCAUCGACAGGGAGCUCUACGCCGCCCUGACCCGCCCCCUCCGCCGCGACCCGGCCGAGUCGGUCCAGGUCCUCGCCUUCCUCAUGUGGCUUGAGAAGGAGUGCGCCGACUCCACCCUCAUCAAGCGCGUCUCCUCCCUCCCGCCACUCCUCAUCAACGCCGUCGCCGACGAGGCUGCCGCCUGCGUCAGGUGCGUCGAGAGUGACGCCUUUCUCGCCGGAGGCGGGGUCAAGCUCCUGUCCGAGCUCCUCAGCUUCCCGGCCGGCGUCAGCCUCCGCUUCCUCCACGACAACCGCAUCGCUGUGCUCCGCGGCGUCGCCAAGAUCAUGAACACCGUCUGCUGGCGCGCCUUCGGCGACCUCUUCCAUCGCGAUGUAAACCCGGACAUGACUGUGACAGUGCCGCCGAAUUUCAUGUAUAAUACGUAUGUUGACGUGCCGUCGCCGCCGCAUGUAGCCCACCCCCACCACCCGCCUAUGGUGGCGCAGCGGCAAAUGCUAAGCCAGGAUUUGGGAAAUUUGAAAGAGAAUAAAGAGCAAGAGAAACAAGUGUCGCCAGAUGAUCGUACGAUUUUCUUGACAUUUUCCAAGGGCUACCCUACGAGUGAAGAUGAAGUUCGAGAUUAUUUCACUAGGAAAUUUGGAGACUUUAUAGAAGAUUUGAUGAUGCAAGAAGUGGAGGGGGACGAGCAGCCGCUGUACGCAAAAAUGGUGGCGCGCACGCCGGCGGUGAUUGACGGCAUAGUGGAGGGAAAUAAGGCUAAGUAUUCCAUAAAUGGGAAGCACGUGUGGGCAAGGAAAUACGUCAAGAAAUCGCCGCAGCAGCGCUCACCGCCCACAGGGGAGGCUUCUACUUCUGCUUCUUCUCCGGCCAAGAAGGCUUGAAUAUUUGUUGCAAGACAUAUUUAUUUUUA
This is a messenger RNA of Salvia miltiorrhiza (redroot sage), 1009 nucleotides long. RefSeq lists its product as uncharacterized. Bases 9 to 980 code for a protein of 323 amino acids. The transcript is spliced from 2 exons. The record is from RefSeq and is a predicted model, not a curated record. Lineage: Eukaryota; Viridiplantae; Streptophyta; Magnoliopsida; Lamiales; Lamiaceae.